UUUUGUUCCGGAAGCAAAGUCUUUUCCGGUUCCGGUUGUACGUUUUUUCGCGAAAAUAUGUAAACAGGAAAACAUUAACAAAAUGUGUAGUUAUUUAUUUUAUCAGCAGUUUUUAACUGUUUCAUUGCUAACCAUUCUCAACUUAAUUAUGGGAAAGUGUGAGGCUAUUUCAACAUGAGUGUGACGCCAAUUACCGAGGCCAGCAACCUCAUUUCCGAGGGCAUAGAUGUAGAGCAACCAACCGGUAUAGUUUCAAUUCUUCAAAAAUGUGACGCUGAAAUCUUUGAAGGAUACGAGGAUUACAAGUCACUACUACACGACGACACGGUGCAGACAUUAGAAAACAUAGCGGGCCACAUCCAAGACAUUUUAGAGAAUCCUGAUGGUGGUCUGGUGGUGUUUGGUGGCUGUGGAACAUCCGGCAGGCUUGGCUUCGUGGCAUCGCGUACGUUUAAUGAAUUACAAGAUUUCCGCCGACAGCCAGAGUUAUUCCGUUACUGCCUCGCUGGAGGAGAUAAAGCAUUGUUUACCUCGCAAGAAGCACCGGAGGAUGAUCCGAAUGCAGGAAUUGAGGCGCUUAAACGGGCAAGUGAGGGUAAGACGAAGGUGGUCUACAUAGGGAUAACAUGUGGACUAUCAGCUCCAUACGUGGCGGGACAGCUGGACUUCUGCCUUGACCACCCAGACCGCUUCAUUCCUGUGCUUCUGGGAUUCAAUCCUGAAAAAUUGGCAAGAAAUAACCCGAUAGACAAGUGGGACAAAACGUUUAUGCAAGUUGUCAACAGAUUGAAAGAACGAAUGGACUCCGGAACAACUGCCUACAUUUUAAACCCAGUCGUUGGGCCCGAGCCUAUCACGGGUUCGAGCCGAAUGAAGGGCGGCACUGCGACAAAGGUUCUCCUAGAGACCGUCUGCCUCAAGGCUCUCUUCGACGCCACACAUUCUACAGAAAACAUGUCAGUGCGUUCCAUGAUCGAAUGUUAUCGGGCUGUGUGUGAUGCCGUAUACUCCAAGCGGGACGCAUUGGCGCAGGUCGUCAACAUGGCUGGAGAGGGCCUCCGGUCUGGUGGGUGCAUCUACUACCUCGGUGUAGACAGCCUGGCAAUCAUGGGUCUUAUCGACGCUUCCGAGUGUCCCCCUACUUACGGAUCGAGUUUGGACGAUGUUCGCGGCUUUGUUGGUGCUGGAUACGCAUCUCUGAAAAAUAUGGAGGGAGACAUUUCUCCAUAUGGGAGACAUUUUAGAAUCUCACUAGACAACUUUGAUGACAUUCUGCUCACCGAAAAAGAUAUCGCCAUUGUCAUCAAUGCAGGUACCGAAGAAAGUGUUUUGACACAUAUUCGAGGAAAACAGUGCAAGAAAUUUUUACUUACGUUUGAGCAUUUUCAGGCAAAGUCAGACAUAUUUGAUCACGUGUUUAGGAUUGACAUGCCUCUAAAUGUGUUAAACGAACUCAUUGGUCAAGAGACAACGACCACAGCCAAUCAGAUGUUUCGAGAAAUAGCGGUGAAAUGGUGCCUUAACGCUAUAACUACUGGAGCUCAUAUUUUAAAAGGGAAAGUCUACAAGAACAUUAUGAUUGACGUCAAAGUGAGCAACAACAAACUUUACCAUAGAGCCGCGGGGAUUUUACAGCGUCUAGGUAAGCUUGACCACGAUACUGCACUCGAAUAUUUGCUGCGGUCUAUCUAUGACACAGACCACGUGACCGACCAUAUCCGGGACCUCCCUAUAGCACAGCACAUACUAACUGCCACGCCCAGAAGUAAGAUAGUUCCUGUUGCGCUGGUAGCGGCAGUUACCGGAAGUUCGGUAGAGGAGGCGAGAAAGCGUCUGGAUGAGCAACCCGUUAUCAGAACAGCCAUCGUCCAGGCGCUGGCAAGCGCCUCGAAGUAGAUGAACUGUUGAUUUGCUUGAUCACGUGGUAUAUUUCGUUGAAAUGUCAAGCUUGCUAAUAAAUU
Messenger RNA from Mya arenaria, 1961 nucleotides. RefSeq names its product glucokinase regulatory protein-like. Gene Ontology annotation, biological process: glucose homeostasis; negative regulation of glucokinase activity; response to fructose. The coding region runs from base 175 to 1896 and encodes 573 amino acids. The transcript has 19 exons. Gene Ontology annotation, molecular function: fructose-6-phosphate binding; carbohydrate binding; enzyme binding. Lineage: Eukaryota; Metazoa; Mollusca; Bivalvia; Myida; Myidae. Gene Ontology annotation, cellular component: cytosol; nucleoplasm; mitochondrion. The record is from RefSeq and is a predicted model, not a curated record.